Messenger RNA from Neltuma alba, 1538 nucleotides. RefSeq lists its product as uncharacterized. Bases 111 to 965 code for a protein of 284 amino acids. Gene Ontology annotation, biological process: tRNA modification. Gene Ontology annotation, molecular function: RNA binding. The record is from RefSeq and is a predicted model, not a curated record. The transcript is spliced from 8 exons. NCBI's taxonomy places the organism in Eukaryota, Viridiplantae, Streptophyta, Magnoliopsida, Fabales, Fabaceae.
ACCUGAAAGCUGAAACCACCACCAGCUGAAGAAGCGAGCUAGCGAAGUCUUGCGAGGUGCUGCCCUGUGCACAGAGUACUUGUGAACCUCUUGCCUUCCUAUAGUUUGAGAUGGCAGAAGAGGGUGGAGCUGUUACUAAGGAAUAUGAAGAGGAACAAAAACAGAAGAUUGAGGCAGAAAAGAGCAUGGCCCCUUGGGAGCAACACUCAGCUGUGAUAAGCCUUCCUCGCUUUGACUACACUGCUCCCUCCUUAAUUCUCCAACACUCCCAUUGUGGCUUUCUCAUCACUUGUACUAUCAAACGGGAGAAAAGUGCUACAAAGGAAGUAUUGUCUAUCCUUGAAAAGUAUGUUGAUCCCUUUAGAAAUGGAGAUUGUGAUGGUUUGGACAGCCAUGAGAAAAAUAGUACGAAGAGAAGGCGGACAUGCACUGAAGAAAUUGGCAGAGAAUGUUUAGACUUGGAAGAAACUAAUUCUGCCAUUGUUAACUCUGGUGAAGUGAUGACAGGUAAACUAUCAGAAGGAACUCACAUAAGUCCUACAAAAGCAGAGACAAGCUCUAGUGGAGCUUUUGAUCUUUCGUUAGUUAAGCUAACAAGGAGUGGGUUGCUUCUUUUUACCUUUCCAAGGAAUGAGUUGGUUGACACUGUUGAUAUUGUGUCAAAUAUCAUUGAAUCUUUUGAGGCUGGAAAGAGUUCACCAAUUUGGUGCCACCGUAUAUUCCCUAUCCAAGCUACCUGUCGUUUGAAUGAAAAGGAACUGCAGGAAGUUGUAUCAACACUUGUUAAAAAGUUUGUGGCCAAUAAACAGAACCAUCUUGGACACCCUCUGAAGUGGGUUACAACCGAAGAGGAAUUGAGGAGACAAAGUUACCGAAAGAAAAUGCAGAUAGUUCCAGUGAUUAUAGUUUGUUGGACCGUAAUACAUGUUUUGGCGUGGUUGCUUCUGCUGUCAGGCAUGUUGUAGAAGAUUCAAUAGUGGACCUCAAGUGUCCAGAGGAACGGACGGGAUGAGCUUCAGUCGCUUUUUACUCUACUUGUCUCUUAUUGAAUUUAAAUCCUCUUAAUCAUCCAGGUUAUUUAAACAUAACCACUGUUCUUGCAGCUCUCCAUUCUUGUUGAAUGGCUUCCUCUCUCGGGAUUACCUACUGGAUCCAUAAUUGUAGCUGUCUCUGUUCUUCCCAUUAACGUCGUUAGUACAAAACCUCGACUCUGCAUCAAGGCACUGACUUCCAAUACCAAGCAAAGGCCUGGACCUCAAUGAGUAGAAGGACUUCAAAUUCUCACUUCAAGAUAACUUCAGCCUCACGUAGACGCUUUAUGCAGGUUGAUUAUCUUCCUGAAAACAUCUUAUUUGUGGGAUGUGGUACUAUUCCCCCCCCCCCUCUUUUUCAUUUAUAUUCACUCAUUUUUCAUUGGGCAAAUCUUGAAUCAUGGGGUGUACGACAGUAUUUAAAACUUACGUGGCCCUCAAUUUUGACAGUCCUGUUUCUUGUUGGGUUUUCCUUGUCAAUAAUCAGCUCUUUACUCGUGGUUAUAA